AUGGAAGCAAACGCAAAGAGAGCGAAGAAGAGAUCGCCAACACAAGGAAGUACAUGCGAGCAUGGACGGCGGCGAUCGAGAUGCAAGGAGUGCGGGGGCGGCAGCAUAUGCGAGCACGGGCGGGUCCGAUCAGGAUGCAAGGACUGCGGGGGCAGCAGCAUAUGCGAGCACGGGCGGGUCCGAUCAGUAUGCAAGGGCUGCGGGGGCAGCAGCAUAUGCGAGCACGGGCGGGUGAGAUCGGUCUGCAAGGGCUGCGGGGGGGGCAGCAUAUGCGAGCACGGGCGGCGGCGAUCGCAUUGCAAGGGAUGCGGGGGCAGCAGCAUAUGCGAGCACGGGCGGCAGCGAUCGGGAUGUAAGGAGUGCGGGGGCAGCAGCAUAUGCGAGCACGGGCGGGUGAGAUCGGUAUGCAAGGGAUGCGGGGGCACCAGCAUAUGCGAGCACGGGCGGCGGCGAUCGGGAUGCAAGGGAUGCGGGGGCAGGAGCAUAUGCGAGCACGGGCGGGAGCGAUCAACAUGCAAGGAGUGCGGGGGGGGCAGCAUAUGCGAGCACGGGCGGCGGCGAUCGCAUUGCAAGGGAUGCGGGGGCAGCAGCAUAUGCGAGCACGGGCGGGAGCGAUCGAGAUGCAAGGAGUGCGGGGGCAGCAGCAUGUGCGAGCACGGGCGGGAGCGAUCGAGAUGCAAGGAAUGCGGGGGCAGCAGCAUAUGCGAGCACGGGCGGGUCCGAUCGCAAUGCAAGGGAUGCGGGGGGGGCAGCAUAUGCGAGCACGGGCGGCACGGGCGGGUCCGAUCGGGAUGCAAGGGAUGCGGGGGCAGCAGCAUAUGCGAGCACGGGCGGCAGCGAUCGGGAUGCAAGGAGUGCGGGGGCAGCAGCAUAUGCGAGCACGGGCGGGUGAGAUCGCAAUGCAAAGACUGC
Messenger RNA from Guillardia theta CCMP2712, 912 nucleotides. RefSeq lists its product as hypothetical. The annotation marks the transcript as partial. NCBI's taxonomy places the organism in Eukaryota, Cryptophyceae, Pyrenomonadales, Geminigeraceae. The transcript has 2 exons. The record is from RefSeq and is a predicted model, not a curated record.